Molecule: messenger RNA, 2206 nt
Organism: Lytechinus pictus (painted urchin)
Lineage: Eukaryota; Metazoa; Echinodermata; Echinoidea; Temnopleuroida; Toxopneustidae
Product: cilia- and flagella-associated protein 95-like
Exons: 5
Coding region: 152-814 (220 amino acids)
Cellular component (GO): plasma membrane
Source: RefSeq, a predicted model, not a curated record
AAUAUUAAGCUCGUUAUAAGUUACGGAUGUAAACAAACAACAAGCGCAUGUGAAGCCAUAAAUUUGCUCCAUAUCUGGAUAGACCACCAUCCAACGUUAGUCACGUCAAUGAACACUUGGUAAUUCAUUACAAUUUCAGCAAAUUGACAAGAUGAACAGCUACAUUAGCCUUCCAGAUUACGUGGAGCGCAAAGGAUCUUUAUUUUUGCGAUCAAACCACAUGAAUUAUAGUCGACCAACUCUAAAUUCUAAUUGGCACCAAUCCAGAGAAGCUGAACCCAAGGAUUAUGAUAUUAAUGAUUUUGAGAAACUACAGGACAGAAAACUUCACAACACAACUUACAAGAGAAUCGGUGAUGUCACAGAUGGGUCGUUCCCAUUGACCACAACACAAGACCAUCUGGAGCAAGCCAAUUUAAAGAAAGAUUUUGAAGAACAAGAGCCGAGAAAGCCAAUGGUCAAUGUUGCAACUAUCGCACAUGCAGACUUAGAUAGGGAUACUGGUAAACCCAAGACAGGCUUUGGAGCAGUUUUACCUAGGCACAAUCCAGAACAUGACAAGCGCCAUCUUGAGACGACAAACCGUGCAGACUACAAGCCACCCUAUCCAUACACAGCAGCACCGGAGCAACUUCCGGACUUUGCAGACGACUCCAACGCGUAUCGCAAGUGCCACAGUCAGUUCACGGACACUGCCGACUUCCGUCGCUUUGGCCGAAAUACGUUCCAGGACGAGAGCGGAAUUUAUGGGAACACGCAGCUGAAGAGGAACGUUUACCAAACGACAAACACCAUCCCAAAAGUAUUAGAAUGAUGAUGGGAGUGGUUAUAGAGACUAUAUUUUUCAAAAUUUUCAGUUGAGAUUCUACUUGAUGAAGAGGGACCACAUUUUGACAUCAAGUUUAAGUUUCGUGCUGCUAGUCUCACCUUGAGGAAAGUGUGACUUUUAUUUCAUCUUUUAAUUGAUUGUCUUCAGAAAAUGAAUUAAAGUUUUAAAAAGACUUCCAAGAGAUUGGUAUAAUGCUGCUGAUGAUCGAUAUUGGCAUAAUGUGCAAUGUUUUCAGAACAGAAAAACGGAAAAUGAAUUUCGAAUCAGUUUUCAGGAGAUGUUAGUGAUGCAGAUGAUCAUUAAAAUUGCUGUUGGCCCCCAAUUGCAAGGUACGACUGACCGCAAGAAAGAAUUACAAGCCAAAAGCGAAUUGAUGCCUUCUUUGGAGGAAGUGUGCCGAUGGAAGUACAAUCUAUGCUUUAUCGUUAAAAGUCUUAAUGAUCGAGAUAAUAAAAAAAUCUUGAAGCAGCAUACAUGAACUUUGAUAAUGGAUUAGACUUCUACUACUUUACAUUAUUUAAAUUAAUGUAUUCCUGCUUACUAUAUGGUAUGAUGAUUGGAUAUUUCUGUAUUCUUACUGCUGGUAUAUGUAUGGUCGUUGUUCUAAUGAAGUUUAAAAGCCCAAAAUUGUUCUGUUUAUUUUAUUUGAAUGAGACUGCCAAAUGCCUCUAAUCUCACAUGACAAUUUCAGUCUUUAGAGACCUCACUGGAUUCAUUAGAUAUUUUUAUAUCAUGGUUUUACAAGUUAAAAUUCAAUAGUCUUAUAUCCCACCAAUUAUAGAUUUACACACCAAUCUCAUGGUGUUGUUUUUUUUGGCAAUGAAAAUCUCAUGGAACAGUUUGUAAAAAUGAUGUCAAGGCCUGAUGGUAACAAUAUGAUAUCAACAAAUUACUUAGAGCCCAAGAAGAUCGUCAAUGUAAAAUUGUAUACUCUACUUCCAUCUGUCCGUUUCCUUCAAAACAAAUUUUUGAUUGACUGUAUAAAUGGCGAAAUGCACAGACAAUUUUCCAAAGUCUGUAGACUUUUCAUAUAUAUUAGCCCGUCCAAGAUGUGUCUGUUUUCAGGUCAGGUUGUGUUUCAUGUUGUACAGUAUAUGUAAUGAAGUCACUGUAGCUGCUAUUCUUGUAUGCAAAGUUUUAUCCGUCCUACACUACAUGUAGAUCUCUCAAUACAUGUAUAUAGUGUUUUAUUUUUCAGUACUUUCAGAUAUGCAUGAUUUACACAAUGAUAAUCAUGACCUCUAAUAAGAAAAUGUUUCAAAUCAUGUUGGACAUUCAGAUCAUGUUGGACAACCACAUAUAUUUAAUUAGUAUCUUUAAAAAAAUCAUUAUGAUGUACUCUGUUUGAAAGCAAUAAAAACAAUGAAUGAAUAUGAA